Molecule: messenger RNA, 328 nt
Organism: Amphimedon queenslandica
Lineage: Eukaryota; Metazoa; Porifera; Demospongiae; Haplosclerida; Niphatidae
Product: E3 ubiquitin-protein ligase TRIM71-like
Exons: 2
Biological process (GO): protein polyubiquitination; proteasome-mediated ubiquitin-dependent protein catabolic process
Molecular function (GO): protein binding; ubiquitin protein ligase activity
Source: RefSeq, a predicted model, not a curated record
CUAUGGAUCAGCUAAUGGACAGCUUCAGUUUCCAUUUGACAUUGCGUUUGACAGUCAAGGAUUAGUGUAUGUUACUGAUUGUUGGAAUCAUCGCAUUCAUAAGUUCUCUCCAGAUAGAAAGUUUGUGGGUCAGUUUGGCACUGAAGGAUCUGGUCCUGGACAGCUUAGUUAUCCAGUAGUCUUCACUAGUGAUGGUGUGUUUGUUAGGAAGUUUGGAAGUGAAGGCAGUAAUAUUGAUCAGUUUGAUCGUCCUCAUAUGUUAGCAUUUAAUAAAGAUGGAUUGUUGUAUGUUUGUGAUAUCAAUAAUAGACGUCUUGUUGUUUAUUAA